CCCAAACCCCAAAAGGCAAAACCCUAAAAACCUCAUUGUCAAGAAACUCAAGUGUUCAAAGGGCGCAGAUUUCUCUCUUUCUUCGUCUCCAAUGGCUACCAUUCCAGUUAACCCAAAACCGUUCUUGAACAACUUGACUGGAAAGACUGUCAUUGUCAAACUCAAGUGGGGAAUGGAGUACAAAGGUUUUCUUGCCUCAGUAGAUUCAUACAUGAACUUGCAGCUAGGCAAUGCUGAAGAAUUUAUUGAUGGUCAAUUCACGGGAAAUCUUGGAGAGAUUUUGAUUAGGUGCAACAAUGUUCUCUAUCUCCGUGGGGUUCCAGAGGAUGAGGAGAUAGAAGAUGCUGACAGAGACUAGUUAGCUUCACAAGCAGUUUAGUCUUGAUCAUAAUAGAACUCUCCCCUUUUUGGCGUAAGGCUUGCUAGUUUGUAAUGCUACCCUUAAUUAGAUGCCGUGUGUAAUUUAACUGACAUAUCACCGGUGUUGCCACUUAUGCGGCCGCACUAAACAAAUUGAUUUCACUUAAUUGAAUUAUGUUCCAUUGCCUUGUAAAA
Pistacia vera is the source of this 555-nucleotide messenger RNA. Its product is annotated as probable small nuclear ribonucleoprotein F. Gene Ontology annotation, molecular function: RNA binding. Lineage: Eukaryota; Viridiplantae; Streptophyta; Magnoliopsida; Sapindales; Anacardiaceae. Gene Ontology annotation, cellular component: catalytic step 2 spliceosome; U1 snRNP. Gene Ontology annotation, biological process: mRNA splicing, via spliceosome; spliceosomal snRNP assembly. The transcript is spliced from 5 exons. The coding region runs from base 92 to 358 and encodes 88 amino acids. The record is from RefSeq and is a predicted model, not a curated record.